Messenger RNA from Fulmarus glacialis (Northern fulmar), 1215 nucleotides. It is a transcript of the gene SAMD3, whose product is annotated as sterile alpha motif domain containing 3. Lineage: Eukaryota; Metazoa; Chordata; Aves; Procellariiformes; Procellariidae. The transcript is spliced from 8 exons. The coding region runs from base 1 to 1215 and encodes 404 amino acids. The record is from RefSeq and is a predicted model, not a curated record.
AUGACAGAUAAAGUUAUUUUGCAGCAGUCUAGAAAAAAUCUGAAAUCAUUUUUUGCAAGAUACAAGACGUUGCAGUGGACAAGUUCUUAUGCUUUGCCAGACUUCCCUUAUGAUGUCAAGUGCAUAUUAGCAGAAAAAAAAUGCCCUGAUCACAGUAUGAGAAUAAGGAUUAUUGAAUUUUUGCAAGCAGACAUGACAAAAUACCUAGAAGGAUCACUGUAUCCAAACAGUCAGCAAUAUAACAUUGUUGUCAAUGCUCUACUGCAGGCAUACCCAUUCCUUGAUGAAGAUGGGAAUGGCUUUUUGCUAUGGAAACGGGCCCUUAAAGAUCGUUUCAAAUAUGUGCGGAGACCUAUUGAAGAUGAUGAGCAAGUCCUGAGGAACAAAUGCAAGUUUGGACACAGGCGAGGACAGACCAGGAAAUCUUCAUUUGCUGAAAACAAAUGUGAUGACGUCCAGGUGCAGGUAGAGGAAGAACCUGUUCAUCGUGAAGGCAGUGCAAUGGGUGUACACAUUAAGUGGCUUAAGCAAGAAUAUAUGAAAACUCAAAGGAACUGGAAAGAAGUGGAUGACAGAAUGAAUGUGACAAUAGAAAUACGGAGGAAGAUGAUCCGCAAUAAGGCACCUUUAAAAGACAUUCUUAGACUAUUUCCUUUCUUAAGAUGCCCUUAUCAGCUUUUUAGGGAGUUCCAGCUUCUCACACACAUGGACAUUUAUAAGAAAACAGUUGAGAUUUUGGAGAUUUACUCAGAAAACAUACUAUCUUUGUAUGUGGUGAGAAAUAAUCCAAUUAACAUUAUGCUGCAAGAAAAUCUGAAGCGGCACACAGAGGAAGACAUUCUGAAAUAUAUGAAAAUGACUGCUGCAUGUUUACUCCUGCCAGAUGUCUUUGGAGACGAUUCCAGUCUGUUUGCUGCAGUGAACGAGGAGGUGAAGGUGGUGACACCAGUGUUGGAAGUAAAAAAUCCCUUCAAUGUGAAUUCAUGCGAGUUUGCACUGUAUGUAGAAAGAGAAGAGCUAGCUCAGCUCGAUGACUGCACCAUGGCCCUGGCGGCGCUGGUGGCUGCAUUUCACGUGUUCGAUAUCCCCUGCCCAAAGAGAAUCCACAGGACGCUCAACUUCCUGGAGUCCCUGGUCUUUGAGGUGAGGAGCCCAGCAUCCCUGCCCGCCCAGGUAAGGAGACAGCUGGAGGUACCCGAGUAUCCCAGUACCUGA